Molecule: messenger RNA, 947 nt
Organism: Sturnus vulgaris (Common starling)
Lineage: Eukaryota; Metazoa; Chordata; Aves; Passeriformes; Sturnidae
Gene: MTRFR
Product: mitochondrial translation release factor in rescue
Biological process (GO): translational termination
Cellular component (GO): mitochondrion
Molecular function (GO): translation release factor activity
Source: RefSeq, a predicted model, not a curated record
CUAAAGCAGCUCACCUUAAAACAAGUAUUCUCAUGGUAAACUCCACUCUCCCAUUUCAUUCCAGGUUUUGUUCCAGAGAAGCUGUGUCCUAUUUCUGUAUGAAUGUUCCGAGUUUAUUUCAUUUUGCAUUCUUACUGAGGGGGGUGCAAACACCAUCAUGGACUCGAUGGAUUUUGAGGAAGCAGCAGCUCUCUCUGCCCAGUGUUCCCUUGCUUCAGGCAGAAAGAAAAAGGAACUCUCUGGAUCUCCUUGAACUAAGUGAGGCAGAAUUAGAAGAACAGUUUGUAAGAGGUGAUGGUCCAGGAGGUCAAGCCACAAAUAAAACAAACAACUGUGUUGUCCUGAAGCAUAUUCCAUCUGGGAUUGUAGUGAAGUGUCAUCAGACAAGAUCAGUGGAGAAGAACCGAAAGCUUGCCAGAGAAAUCCUGCAGGAAAAAGUUGACCUUUUCUACAAAGGCGAAGACAGUGAUGUUUUUAAAGAGAAGAAAGCAGCAGAGAAGCAAAAACAGGAGAAAAAAAGAAGAGCAAAGGAAAACCUAGAAAGGAAAAAGCUUUUUAAAGAAAUGCAACAAUUGGAUAAGGAAUAAACAUGUGAAAUACUGACUUGCCCUAGCAGGCACCCUCACCAGCUGCCACCGUGUUUUGGCCUUCAAUGAAGACCCAAAGCCAGAGUAUGGAUUUUGAAGGCAACAGAGAGUUCUGGAACUUCACUUUCUUGUCCCAGAGACUGACUGCACCAUGUGCCGUGGAUGGAGUGCUCCAGCAAUCUGCAUUCCCCUUCUUUGUCCUUUCCUAAACUCCUGCAUGAAGGUUAAAUUUUUAUCUGUUGACAGGUUUUGCUCCUGGAGUAUGAAUCUGAUUAAAGUGACUGUACAUACUUUUAAUACAAACUGUUAAUGAAAAUAAGCUUUAUUACGUCAAGUAAUAAAUACAUACAAAGAUGCAAA